Messenger RNA from Gallus gallus (chicken), 3806 nucleotides. RefSeq names its product CD88 molecule (gene CD80). Gene Ontology annotation, cellular component: external side of plasma membrane. The record is from RefSeq and is marked validated. The coding region runs from base 258 to 1202 and encodes 314 amino acids. Gene Ontology annotation, biological process: T cell costimulation; cellular response to lipopolysaccharide; positive regulation of T cell proliferation. The transcript is spliced from 6 exons. NCBI's taxonomy places the organism in Eukaryota, Metazoa, Chordata, Aves, Galliformes, Phasianidae.
AGCCUUUCCCCAGCGCCUGGUGAGGAGUGAAAGUCCCACAGCCCAGCAGAGGCAGCUGGGAGAGUUCGGUGGCGACCCGUGGCCGAGUGCUGAGCCCCUGCCUCCUUCCCAGCACAGGGGUGGUAGCAUUGCUCGCUUGGUGAAGCCCGAGGGGACGGAGAAGGAAGCAGACUCGGCGAGGCCUGUGCUGGUGGGUUCUUGAGGAGGAAGCAGGUGGCAGGAGAUCGCGGGUGCUCCGGCUGCUGGCCCAGCACUGCAUGAAGAUGGGGUGCCUGAAGAGAUGGCCCCUGAAGAGAUGGCUCGGGCUCGGGCUCAUCGUGCUCCACUGCAUCACUCUAGGCUGUGCACAGGAGAAGAAAGUGGCCAAAAGCAAAGUAGGGGAAAAAGUUGGCCUGCCUUGUUGUUACAAAAUUCCCAGCUCGGAGAGCCUGCAAAACUACCGAGUGUAUUGGCAGAUGAACGUCACGGAUGUGGUGCUGGCCUACGCAGGGGAGAAAAAGAUCAAUGAGCACCCACGCUAUGUCAACCGGACAAAGCUGGACUUUGAGAACCUCACCCUGUGGAUCUCCAGCGUGGAAAUCCUGGACAGCGGCCCUUACCAAUGUAUCGUUCAGAGUCUCCAGUCUUCACCGGACAAACCUGGAUCUCAUCUUUUGUGUGGAGAGCCUGUGACCCUCUUUGUUACCGCUGACUUCAGCAAGCCGAACAUAGAAAGAGAAGUAACCGCUAGUUCAUGUGCAUCAACAGAAAUGGUGGUAAGAUGUUCUUCUCAUGGAGGUUUUCCCAAACCCGAAAUCCGUGGAUUCCUCAACGACGAACGUGUGGUGUUGAAUACCACCUGGGAGUCCGAGUCCAGCCUCAGCCCAUACAACGUCACUGGCACACUGUGGCUCAACAUGACCAAAGAUAGCAACUUCACUUGCUUCGUUGAAUAUGAUGGCCUUCUCAGGUCCACCAGUUUGCUUCUAGCAAAAGCAAAUGACUGCAUCGUCUCUACUGCACUUCCAUCCUAUAAUGUCAUUACUGCUUCAAGUAUCAUCAUUAUCACCUUCGUUUUGGCUGUCACCCUAGCAGUAAAGUACCUCCCAAGGCACGCCUGUUCCCACUGUUCUAAGAACCAAGUUUCAGCAGAAGACGACGUGAAAGAAAGUAUGAACCCACCCCACAGCUGUAAAUUGACAUGUGAAAUGUCAUCUCUAUGACCAGAUCACUUUUGCAGGUUUCCUAUCCUGUGUAUUCUGCACUGCAGUCCCCACCGUUCUCUACAGCAAUGCUUAUUGCGUUGACCCUCAGGCUCUCUGAAAGGGGGUGAGAGCAGCAGAAAAAUCUUCUCAAGAAGACUGACAACAUAAUCUUGUGUGAAUGAGUACGAAAACCCACCUAUGCCACAGAAGCUACGAGGUGGUCUUGCUACAAAGGGUUCGCUGGAAUUCCAACUGGGAGGAUCCUCCGUGUUCCUACAGCAGGUUAGAAGAACAACUUCAGCAUUGUGCUCCUCCAGCAUGCCAGCUCAAGAGCUCGGGAUACUCUGAUGCUGCCUCUACAGAAAUCAGGAGCCCUGCAGAGCCCUGGCGGGUAGCCCAUGUCCACACACCCCUCUAGCAACGCACAACUGGCUCCAGACCCCAACAUAUGAUGUCCAGCCAGGCCAUGCCUCCAUGGUGCAACUCGAAGCAGCCCAAACUACUUCUAUGUUCAGCCUUGCACUGGUAUCUGCCAGUGCUGUUCAGUGUGGGCGAAGUUCGAGCUUAGAUUUGAUGGUUACAGAUAGGUGACGAGAUACGUCUUCUCCCCUAAAGAGGCAGUAAUGUACACACUUCAGGAAAAAGCACCUCACGGUGGGAAUAAUACACACCUCCUGCUUGUUUUCACUGAGACUUUGUAGGAACAACACAUACUGACGGUGUACCCAACAGCUAAUACUGCUUAUGUACAGCAGUGGCAGAAGUUCUCGUAACCUUUUCUCUCUUGGAAGGAUAGUCUUGCCAACCCAGGUAUCCAGACACAGCUCCUCCAUCACACCGCUCAGACACAGGGGCAUACCUCGCACAGACCACCCCACUAAAAGUGGUGGUGCUUCUGAGCACAUGGGUGUGUGUGCAUGCAUGUGCAUGCACAUACACGAGCUUUAUAUGCAUUUCUUCCUACUCACACUUGCCAUAAAGCCCCAUCUAAAUUCCUGUAACAACGAGCGGUUAACAUAUUUGUACCAACAGUAAUGAAAUUUAAGUCAGGGCCUUGCUUCCUACAUCUGCUUUUGUUUGUACAUUUGCUUAGGAAUACUUGUUAGAGUAGGUUCUCCGUUUUUGGGGGGAGUCUCUCACGGUGACACAGGGAUUUACUUUGCUUUGAAUGCUGCUGCCUUCUGUCAGUGUUCUCUCUUCUCAGGCAGGAUGCUAGCACUGGAUAGGACUCAUCUGACUUAGGUGAUAUUCUUGCCUACUGUGUAGGAAAACGCAGUUUCUCAUUUUGAGGGGAAAAGAGUGGAAAAAAAUCCCAAGCACCACUAAGUUUCCUAAGCAACUACGCAUACCGACUUAACUCUGCCCUGAAUAUAGUGGGCUUGUUUUGUUUUUCCCUUUUGUUCUGUCCCACUGCAAGCUGUACCCAUUACCUUAUUGCUUCAUCCACGUACGCAGUUAGCAGGGUAGGCCGAAGUCUGAAAGCAUCAUGCCACCAUCUUUGUGGGGUAUUUUGUUGCUUGAGCUGUUUGUCUUGCUAGGACACAGCUCAGAAAUGUUCAUUUCACGUUUUUCCAGUAGGUACGUAUUGGGAGAAAAAAUGCUGGAGGGAAUAGGAGCGCUAAAAGCAGUUUACAGAGCAUUGAGCAAUGAGAGUCUACGGGAUUAGAGCAAGUCACUAGUGAAAAAUAAGACACUGCUCUCUUCCUACUUCUGCAGAAUCCUGCUGCCCCAUCAGCAUUUUUACCACUAUCCCCUUCUAUGAGACAAAGUGGGAACUUUAGGACAUUGCUAGGGAGGGGUAAAAAACAGAGAAAAGGAGACAAGCUUGCCACAAAUCCCCCCAUGGGUGACAAGGAAGCCGAAGUUAUCUGCACAUGUGCAUUCUGGUUGCAGGUGGGACAGAGGUGGCAGAGGAAGCAGUGCUACUAAAAGGCAUCCUGACCUCGUCACAGGAAGGGCUGCCAGUGAAACGCAGUCUCACAGUGUUCGUAUUUCCUUUUCCUUCAGUCUACGUGUGCUCCUUCUAGAACUACUAGCUUCUUGCAGGCUGAACAUGCUCUUUUUCACUUUAAUCAUUUUCUACGUUUUUACCUUGCCAACCACACUGCAGCUCUGGCAGCUGGACCUGAACAGAGGCUUCCCUCUGAAUACCCCACGCUCUACUUCUGCUCCAGACCGAUGACUGAUUGCACAGCACUCUGCAGAAGGGUUUGUCUUUUGCAGAGUGCCAAACCUUUCUGUGUCACGCCAGACUCCCACAACACUUUAAGUAACUCCUUAAAAAGGAAACCAAAACCUCCACUGACAGAUUUGCCUAGCAUCAGUUUGCUUUUAUACUCAACAGGCAGGUUGUUUGGUUUAUUUUCUUUCUUAAGCACUUACUUAUAUUAUGAAUCAUGUUUUCUAUUGCUUUAUGCUGUAUUCGGUGAAUUGCACACAAAUGGUUUCCAUGAGACCUUUUCAGCUUAAUAUCUGGGUCUUUCUACCAGGUGAGCUGCUGUUUAUCACACUUAUUUUGUAGAUAACAUGUGCUGGGGUUUCUCCUUUAAUUGUAUUAAAAGUUAUAUUGUACACUCCGUUUAGCUUCCUCAGAAAUAAAAGAUGUCUUGUACGUGCUGGGAA